This is a messenger RNA of Carica papaya (papaya), 1518 nucleotides long. The record is from RefSeq and is a predicted model, not a curated record. Lineage: Eukaryota; Viridiplantae; Streptophyta; Magnoliopsida; Brassicales; Caricaceae.
GACAGUUUACCAUUUUAAUGAAGCUGAAAACCCCCAUGAAUCUUUCGAUUUCACCUCUUAGUUUACCUCUUACUAACAAUCAAACAUGUCAUCAAGCCGACACUACGUGAGGAAAAACCUCUUGAAGCAAAUCCCACUUUUUGGACUUCCUUUCUGGGUUUUCAUCAUAAUCUUCGUUGUGUUGAUCACCGCAUUGAUUCUCGUAAUCCUCUGUUUUGUCAUGUUCAUUUCUCGUCGAAGAAAACCCAACGCUUGUCUACCAUUAAAUCCUGCAUUAACAGCUCCCAAGAACUACCGGAACCCUUACAGUACUUCAUCGCUGGACAGGAGGCAGCUUCUGUCCAACGGGUUUUCUGGGAUCGAACUGAACAUUUCCAAGCCAGAGCUUCAGGUGAUGCUGUCAGAUGAGCAGUGGUCUACUAACGGGGUUAGUGCAGCAGCUGGAGGGAGGAGACCGGCGGCAGAUUUGGAACCGGUCUCUGGGUUCUGGACUGUGACUGCAGUGGCAGCCGCGCUGAGGGGUAACAGGUUUAGCUUGACGGAGAUUGAGAUGGUGACUAAUGGUUUUGCUUAUGAGAAUGUUAUUGGUAAUGGAGAUUAUGGGGUUGUUUACCAUGGCAUUUUGUUGAAUAACACGCGAGUUGCUGUUAAGAAGCUAUUUGCUAACAGUUUCCAAGCUGAGGAGGAGUUCAUAACACAAGUUGAAAGAAUUGCGCAGGUUAGACACAAGAAUCUGGUGAAACUGCUGGGAUACUGCCUAGAAAGAGCUUACAGGAUCCUUGUAUAUGAAUACAUAGAUAACGGUAAUCUACACCAGUGGCUUCACGGAUCUGUAGGACCAACCAGGCCUCUAACUUGGGGUAUAAGGAUGAACAUUAUCCAAGGAAUAGCAAAAGGGUUAGCCUACCUCCAUGAGGAUAUGGAGCCAAAAAUAGUCCAUCAAGGCCUAAAGUCUACCAACAUUCUGCUUGAUCACCAAUGGAACCCCAAGAUCUCUGAUAUUGGAUUGAGUUGGCUUCUGGGUCAUGACAACAAUUGUUUAGCAACUCAAGCAAUAACUAUGUCAGGUUAUAAAGAUAGAGAACUUGCUUCACCCGGUAUUUUGAAUGAGAGAGAUGAUGUUUAUAGCUUUGGAAUACUUAUGAUGGAGAUUAUAACUGGAAGGAUCCCUCUAGAUCACAGCCAGCCCCAAGUGUACUUGGUCGACUGGUUGAAGUCAAUGGUGGCCAACCAGAAAAUUAUUCAUAUAUUGGAUCCUAAACUGCCAGAAAUUCCUUGUACAAAGAAACUGAAACGAAUCGUCUUGAUUGCUCUUCGCUGUGUUGAUGGUGAUCUGAAACACAGGCCUAAAAUGGGAGAUGUAAUUCACAUGUUCGAGCCGGGUGACUUGUUGCUGAAUGAUGUAAGAACAUCAUGCAGUUUCCUUUUCAAAAGCUGAUCGGUUCCAUCAAAUUCCCAUUAAGAAAAUGUAGUAAUAAUAUUUUCUUACUUAAUUUUCUUUAAUACAGGAAUUGGAUC